UUGUAUCGAUCGCAAAAAUGGCUCUCAAUAAACUCAGCAUUGAAAACGUCGAUCUGAAGGGCAAACGUGUGUUUAUGCGUGUUGAUUUUAACGUUCCAAUCAAGGAAGGUAAAAUUACCAGCAAUCAGCGUAUUGUGGCCGCCCUCGAUAGCAUCAAGUUUGCGCUCGAGAAGGGAGCCAAAUCGGUGGUACUGGCGUCUCAUCUCGGACGUCCGGAUGGUAACAAAAACGCCAAGUACACGCUCGCUCCGGUUGCGGACGAGCUGAAGAAGCUGCUCGGGCGUGAUGUAACGUUCCUGAGCGAUUGUGUCGGCGCUGAGGUGGAAGCGGCCUGCAAGGAUCCGGCGGCCGGUUCGGUUAUUCUGCUGGAAAAUGUUCGCUUUUACGUUGAGGAGGAGGGCAAGGGUGUAGAUGCUAGUGGCAAUAAGGUCAAAGCCGACAAAGAUAAGGUGAAAACAUUCCGUGAAAGUUUGGCCAAGCUGGGCGAUGUGUACGUGAACGAUGCGUUCGGUACGGCUCACCGUGCGCACAGCUCGAUGAUGGGCGAAGGUUACAGUCAGCGGGCGGCCGGUCUGUUGCUAAACAAGGAGCUGCGCUACUUCUCGCAAGCCCUCGACAACCCACCGCGUCCAUUCCUGGCCAUUCUGGGCGGUGCGAAGGUAGCCGACAAGAUACAGCUGAUCGAGAACCUGCUGGACAAGGUGAACGAGAUGAUCAUCGGUGGUGGUAUGGCGUUCACCUUCCUGAAGGUGUUGAACAACAUGGAAAUUGGCGCUUCCCUGUUCGAUGCCGAAGGUGCCAAGAUCGUACAGAACCUUGUCGACAAGGCAAAGAAGAACAAUGUGCAGCUGCAUCUACCGGUCGACUUUGUGACGGGCGAUAAGUUUGCGGAGGAUGCGGCCACCGGUACGGCCACGGUGGAGGGUGGCAUCCCUGCCGGCCAUCUGGGGUUGGACAUUGGACCGAAAACGCGCGAAGCAUUCGCGGCCCCGAUCGCACGAUCCAAGAUUAUCGUCUGGAACGGUCCGCCCGGUGUGUUCGAAUUUCCGAACUUUGCCAACGGUACGAAGUCGCUGAUGGAUGGCGUUGUUGCUGCUACGAAGGCGGGCACGGUAUCGAUUAUUGGUGGCGGUGAUACGGCUUCGUGCUGUGCCAAGUGGGGCACCGAAUCGGAGGUUUCGCACGUAUCGACCGGUGGCGGUGCGUCGCUCGAGCUGCUCGAGGGCAAGGUGCUGCCGGGUGUGGACGCACUCAGCAGUGCGUAAAGCGGACACUAUUCAUUAAGCAUACUCAAGUCCCUGUG
This is a messenger RNA of Anopheles maculipalpis, 1303 nucleotides long. It is a transcript of the gene Pgk, whose product is annotated as phosphoglycerate kinase. Gene Ontology annotation, molecular function: ATP binding; phosphoglycerate kinase activity; ADP binding. Gene Ontology annotation, biological process: glycolytic process; gluconeogenesis. Gene Ontology annotation, cellular component: cytosol. The coding region runs from base 18 to 1265 and encodes 415 amino acids. The record is from RefSeq and is a predicted model, not a curated record. The transcript is spliced from 3 exons. NCBI's taxonomy places the organism in Eukaryota, Metazoa, Arthropoda, Insecta, Diptera, Culicidae.